CCCACCGACGCCAUCGCCCAUCUCGCAUCUUAUCAAUGCUUAGAUGGUCUCUCCGUCAAGGAUCUCAUGGACUCCCGCGUCCAUGGCGGGCUCACUUAUAACGACUUCCUCAUGCUUCCCGGAAAGAUCGAUUUCCUUGCUUCUGAUGUGAUCACGGAUACUAGAACCACUCGUAAUGUCGUUCUAAGAACCCCGUUCACGAGUAGUCCUAUGGACACCGUCACUGAGACCGAAAUGGCCAUCAGUCUCGCGCUGCCGGGUGGUAUUGGUGUCAUUCAUCACAACCAGUCCCCCGAAUCUCAAGCAGCCAUGAUCCGAGCCGUGAAAAGACACAAGAAUGGAUUCAUCACGGAUCCU
This is a messenger RNA of Suillus paluster, 357 nucleotides long. Its product is annotated as GMP reductase domain-containing protein. The transcript has a single exon. Gene Ontology annotation, molecular function: IMP dehydrogenase activity. Gene Ontology annotation, cellular component: cytoplasm. NCBI's taxonomy places the organism in Eukaryota, Fungi, Basidiomycota, Agaricomycetes, Boletales, Suillaceae. Gene Ontology annotation, biological process: GTP biosynthetic process. The record is from RefSeq and is a predicted model, not a curated record. The annotation marks the transcript as partial.